This is a messenger RNA of Enterobius vermicularis (human pinworm), 1146 nucleotides long. The record is from the annotation of a GenBank genome assembly. NCBI's taxonomy places the organism in Eukaryota, Metazoa, Nematoda, Chromadorea, Rhabditida, Oxyuridae.
AUGAAGCGUGGCUUGGUAAACUUUUCUCGGCCGCUUAUGUAUAUCCCGAACCUGGCCAUCCACUUAACUUCUGACGUGGAUAAGUUUGAGUGCAAUAAGGAGGAGGAAUUGAAGCCAAUUUUAGCGACUUUGGCUGCAAAUCAGUUGAAUGAUAAUCUUGAGGAUGUUGGUGAUCAGGCAAGUACAGAUCGGUUGAACCCACACUCUAUACUGGAAGAGCACCACUCGUCUCUGCUGAAGUUGUUGAGCGAAGAAACCGGUUGUGAUCCUUCGUGUAUUCUCGACUUUGACCUAUACCUUUAUGACAGUCAGCCGGCCGCAAUUGGCGGUAUUCAUCAAGAAUUUAUAAGCUCACAAAGAUUAGAUAAUUUGGUGGGCACUUACACCACUGUUUCUGGAUUGUUGGAGAGUUUACGAAUUAGCAGCUUAGCUGAGGAAGAAAAUAUUCGUUUUGCUGCGUGCUUUGAUAAUGAAGAAGUGCCGUAUUUCUUAAUUUCACUUUUUUUUACACCGGUCAGAUUUCAGGUUGGUAGCGGUUCGGCGCAGGGAGCGGAGUCAGCACUGUGUGAGUGGAUUAUGCGAAGGUUAUCUGCUUCUAAUUCGCAAAGCAGUUUUGAAGAAGCAAUAGCUAAUUCGUACCUACUUAGCGUGGAUAACGCGCAUGCUGUCCAUCCUAAUUAUGCUAAUAAGCAUGAGAGAAAUCACAAACCUACUCUUGACGGUGGUGUUGUUGUUAAAGUCAAUGUUAAUCAGAGGUAUGCUACGACUUCUACCACACAUGCAAUCAUUAAACAUAUAGCAUCUACAGCUGGAGAGCCCCUCCAGAAAGUAGUUGUGCGAAACGAUAUGCGUUGCGGCACAACUGUUGGUCCAAUACUGGCAUCCAAACUUGGUAUACAGACAGUGGAUGUGGGAUGCCCACAACUUGCUAUGCAUUCAGUUCGGGAGCUGAUGCACGUCAAUAGCAUUUGUCAAGCUAUAAAACUGUAUUCGGUGUGUUUUGCAAAAUUUCAAACUUUAAAGUUAAAGUUAUCUGACUGUUUUAAAGGUUGUACCACGGCAAGUUAUGAGACUGCGAGUGCAGCGCCAUCUUUCUUUUCACGAUCGAAAUGUCAGUCAGGUACGGGAACUAAUCGGAAGGAGAUG